CCACCACCACCACCACAACCACUCACCCACGUCUCUCUCCCUCUCCCCGACAGGUCCGCCCACAACAAUAAUGGUCAACAUGAACGUAAGAUCAAUGGGGCCCUUCUCCGAGAAACAAGAGUCAUACUCUAUGCAACUGUACCUGCGUCAAGUGUGGUUCGACCCUCGCCUUCGGUUCAACAAGACGGACCUCGGCGAGACAGAGUUCUCCAUGAAUUGGAUGUUUGCCGCCAAACUGUGGAAGCCCGACACCUUCUUCAUCAACGGCAAAAACUCCUACGCCCACAAGAUCACGGCGCCCAACACCUUCAUCCGCCUGCAGCACGACGGUCAGAUCACGUGGUCCCUCAGGCUCACCGUCCGCGCCACUUGCAAGAUGCACCUGCGCAAGUUUCCGCUGGACACCCAGCUGUGCCCGCUCAGCCUCGCCUCGUACGGGUACAACUCUCAGGACAUGGUGUACAAGUGGGCGCCCUCCACUGUCACGGUCGACCCAGACGUGAGCAUUGCCCAGUACGAACUCUUCAACAUCUCCACCGGCAAGGACAAGAUCGUGGUGCAGCGGAAAGAAAACAGACGCCCAGAAGAGAUCUCAAUCUUGAGCGUCAAGUUUCACCUCAAGCGCCUGACGGGGUUCUUCCUGCUGCAAGUGUACGUGCCCUGCAUCCUCAUCGUGUGCUGCUCCUGGGUCGCCUUCUGGAUCACCAAGAAGGACGUGCCUGGCAGAGUAUGUCUAGGUAUCACCACCAUCCUAACUCUAACCAAGAUGGGAUUUGUUGAUCGCACGUCAUUGCCCAAACUCGCAUACCCGGUGAGCAUGGACUACUUCGUGAUCCUCUGUUUCACAUACGCCUUCGCCGCCCUCUUGGAGUUCGCCAUGAUAAACUACCUGGAGCGGAGGGCCACGAGGCACCAGCGGCAGAUGGUGCGGGCCAAGAAAGGCUUAGAGGACCGUGCUAAAGCCGGGAGUGCUGAUGACGAAUUGACACUGGCGGCAGAGAAGGAUGCCACGAUGAUGGUGACGACGACGGUGCGGGAGGACGGCGCCAUGGACAUCGGCGCCUCGCUCAGAGACACCCUGCGCGUGCCGCUCUCCGUCGUGCCCUUGAGCGUUCGACCCAUCGAGGAAGACGAGGCGGCAGAGGCGGGAACGCCGGACACCGAGACCACGCUGAAGGAGGCGCUGAAGCUACCCCUGGCGCUGGUGCCCGAGACCCUCACCGCCAUGAGGGAGAGGGAGGAGGAGCUGGCGGCCAAGAAGGAGGAACAGGCCACCAGGAAGGAGGAGGCGAGCAAGAAGGAGGAGGUGGUGAGGUUAAGGAGCGCCGCUGCGUCCCCGGUGCGGCAGGAGGGCGAGGAGGACAGUGGCAGUGGCGGGAUGGACGCCAGUGUGGUGAGCGGGGAGAUAGACCCAAUGUUGGGCAGUGUCAGGGCGGGGCUUCCCCUCUCUGGGAGCGACAGUGGCAGUGUCACCAGCAAAGGCAGUCUCUUUAAGUUUAAGAAAGAUUCCAAAUUGAGGAAAGACAAGUCGCAGGACAGUGAGAGUGACUUGACAGUGAUCAAAGUGGAGAUACAGUCGGAGGACGAGGACACCGCCGCCCUGCCGCCGCCUCCGCCACCUUACACCAUCUGGCAAAUUCUUAUGCGCAAGAAAAAACUCAUAUCCGAAAUGUCACUCACCAACAACAUCCCCACGGAGGAAGACAUCCUGGAGCGCUUCUCCAUCAUUGACCUGUACGCGCGCCGCCUCUUCCCCACCUCCUUCUUCAUCCUGUUCACCAUCUACUGGGUGCUCUUCAACUACUAUAUCACGGACGAGUUCCCGCACGAGGAUGUGCCCACCGAGAGCCUCGAUAAGGGCAGCAACUAACCGUGCGUCGUGAGGGCGUGACGACCCUCGCGACAGUUGCCAAUGAGGCGUGUAGGCGUGGCUUCCCCCCUCGGUCAUGUUCGCUUACCAGGGAAGACGUCCCGCCCGGCGCUGGCAGACCGGCGGGGCUUGGCGGCCCCCGGGCUGCGGCGCGAGGGCGGAGUGAACAGCGCGGGUGAGUGCAGACCUUGCGUCGGGAACCAAAUGGUCCACAAGAUACAAUGUAAUGGCGUUUCCUUGGGCACAGUGACCUGGAGAAGUGACGCCAGCCAUCCAGUCACAGCAGGGAUCCUGUUUCACAUUCACCAUCUGCCUGUGGUCACUCACUCUCGUCCCUCUCACCUUCCUUCCCUCUAGCUGCUGCACUCACCGUCGACAACACCAUAGUUACUCACUAUACUUCAGACGUAGCUAUAACAGUAUAUAAUCCACAUAUAUAUGUAACCAGUGGUAUAUACUCGUAUACAUAUAUACAUACAUACAUACAUAAAUGUGACGACCCAAGACAUCCAUCAUCCGUCAGCAAACAUUCACUCCCACAACACUCCCAUGUUAGACGCGUAGGAGAAUAGAUCACAUGCCAUCAUCCUCAUCAUUGCUGCACAAGUAUAUUGCAAGCUGAGUUUUGCAAUAUAAGUUAUUCCAUUCAGAAAAGGAAACAACGGAAUUCUGUGUACAGAAUGCGACACCGAGGACCAAACCUUCGCUCACCCGUCAAGGACAAAAUCUUCAACAUCACAACAGUCUCGGAUCAGAUCACUCACCUAUGGGCUUUCCUGAACCGGUGGCGGGCUUUUCAAAGCUGCCGACACACACUCACCUCCCGCGUCGGGGACCAGCGGCGCGGCGGCGACCGGCCCGACGGAGCCUGAGCAGGUGGCUCCUCCUCGCGGCGGCUGUUGGCUUUGCUGCAUUGCGACCACUGGUUCAUGGGUUCAGGGGGCGGCACACUAAGCUUUCUUAACGUAUUCAGGAAGGUCUCGGUUUGUUAGAUGUGGGUUUUGAUAAUUUCUGUAAACACCUCACAGGAUUAAAGAAACCACUUCACGAUCAUCCGAAAACCAAUAAUAUAUAUAUAUAUAUAUAUAUAUAUAUAUAUAUAUAUAUAUAUAUAUAUAUAUAUAUAUAUAUAUAUAUAUAUAUAUAUAUAUAUAUAUAUAUAUUAUUAGCAUGACAAGUGUCCACUUCUGAGCCUCCCCAGUCUCUUCCUCUUCCGCGAGUCACGGCACCGCGCCAGUACUCUGCCAGUCCUUCCUUCAAACUCUAGAGUCUCACGUCUCCCUCCCACCUGGUCUCCUCCUCACCGCCUCUCACUUCCGGGACACAGUCAGUCAGACUAGCGCCCCGCUGCUCGCUGCUCCUGCAGUCACGUGUCCUGCCCACCUCCAUGCUUGCUCAUUUCCUGGUGGGGCGCCGUGGAGGCCGUCACCGCGGUGGCGGCGGGCCUGGUGGUGGUGGUGGGCGCGGCCCCGCGGCCCUGCCCUCCGCGCUGCCUCGCCGUCGGUUCCCUUCAUCUCCAUCUGAAUUAUGAAGAAAUUAAAACCAGAAGCUGAACAUAGUAUACAUACGUGUAAAUAAAUAACAUUUAUGUUAAGAAUCAUUGUCUCAUAGAAAACGGAGCCUUCUAUAUGAGUAUUUUAUGUGUAAGAAACUUGUUAACAAGUAUGAUGACUCGUAGCCAUUAAGCCAUUAAGUCACGCCGACACCUCAUCUUGUCAUGUCUUUCGGGGUUAGGAGCGAAACUGACCGAUCACGUUAGGAUGCGAACCCUGUGCCGAGACUGAGCCCCUCGUUACAGGGUUCAAGGCCACAAACCCAAACACUUGAUGCAUUUUUUACCAAACCUUCAGGGGGGAGGGGAAGUGUUUUAUAACAUUUUGUUCUUAUCCCUGAUCACCCCGUCUUGUUUUUUGUCUUUGUUUCGGUCUCUAAAAAUGUCUAGUUGGGAUUUUUUUCUCCGUUUCUUCGCGAAAAAGCCGUAACGUAAGAUACAAUGGGUCACCAGCAAACUGUUUUCCAUUCGUCAGUAAGCGUAAGCAGGCGUAUGGGAGUAAUCCCUGAAGUUCUUCAGGGCCGAGGAGAGAUGAGCCCCUCCACCAGGACUCGGUCUUCUGGCAGCGCACAGAGCUUUCUACCCAAGCGUCACGCGAUAGGAAACACAGUAUGUGGGAAUGCAAAGUGGUAUUCCCUCCACCCUCCUCUGAAUAUAUAUUGGAAUUUAUAUACCGUUACUGAAAAAAAAAAAAAAAACGUUGAAAUCUUACCUAUCUUACCACGUUCACUCGUCCGACAGAUCACUCAGUAUUCAAUUGAUCAGAAUUGUUACAACAGCCAUGCUUCUCUCAUUAACAUCUCAAAACAAUAACAGUUGGUUUUAACGUAUAUUUGUCCAAUCCUUCAAUGAUCUGCCUGUGAAAAACGACUCUUGUGUCCUGAUGGAAGGUUUCACUGGUGUCAGUCACGCUGGUGGUGGGCUCUCACGCCACGCCAGCCUCCUCAGGAUCCUGGAACACGGGGAGAAUCUCACGGCGAAGCUCAAUAACAGUCUGUCUCUCUGUCUAUCUGUCUCUCUCUUUUGCUUCAUCUGGUUUUCUAUAUGAGUUGGUUCCUAGUUUCUGGAGAUGAUUAGUAUAAGAGAAACUUUAAGACUUUCAAAUGACAAAAGUUUCCUCUUGUUUCUCGUUGUUAUAAUUAUAGAACAUUGUUGUGUUUCGUUUGUUUGUUCGUUUGUUUGUUUGUUUGUUUGUUUGUUUGUUUGUUUGUUUAGUUGUUUGAGCAGCACAUCCCUGCAUCCACGUCAGUCACCAAGUUAUUAAUGCAUUACCAUUCGUACAGUGCAUACCGUUACCCUCAUUUUCAGUUGGUCACCUGGUCACAGACCAAACUUUUCCAUUAAUUCUAGUGUAGAUCUCAUAAUAGUUUUCUAUCAUUUGUACUUGAAAAAUCUGUAGAAACAUCUCAAUUCUGUUGCUCAAUUAUCCAUCACCUGCUUGCUCUCCUCGUCCUCAUCUUCUUGUCCUUCUUCCUCACGCCACACACACACACACACACACACACACACACACACACACCACCUAUUCACUUCAAAGUUCCUCUGUUCAGUCCGAAUGGUUCUGAAGAAAGGUCCUGCAAUUUAAUCCCCCAAGUUGACACACACUCUUUUCAAAUAACCUCCAACAAUUUACUGUAAUGUUCGUAAUUCUUACUUAUGUAUCCGUAUCUUGAUUGGUUCAUUUACUUUACUUUCUUACCCCUUUUUUGAGUAGUGUUCAUCACCUUCACACCACCACCACCACCACCACCACACCGGCACUCGGGCACUGGGAGACCCCCCACCUCCCUCCAACCUGUUCCCAAAGACUCACUAAGUAAAUCUACCGAAAUAGAUGUGUUUUAUUUUCCAUUGGUUUGCUGCAUGAUUUAUUUAGUGUGUCUGUCUGUCUGUCUGUCUGUCUGUCUUUGACCUCUGGACAGUCAGAUGGACUCGUUUUUCAUCUAUAUUUGCACGAUAUUUUUUUUUUUUCUUUCUUUCCUCGACUUUCUUUUCUUUUCUUUUUUUCUUUUUUUUUUUCACUUGAAUCAGUCAGUCACUCAGUAAGUCAGUUCCCAUUUUGCAGUAAGAUCCAUUUUACAUUUAGAUCUGCACAUUAUUUUCUCUCUUUUUCACUUUUAUAAUCAGUCAGUCUUAUAAUCAAUCAGUCAGUGAGUCAGGCAGUUCGCCCAUCCAUCGUUGCGUUGCGUCACUUCAGUGUUCAGAGCUGCAUGCGUUUGUUUUUCAUGCGUCACUGAGUUUCCAGCGUGGGGUGCUCGUGCCAGACGCUAGAAACCGCCCCCAGCCUUCAGUGUGGGAGGCAUGGAAGAGGGAGUGUCUAGACGGACCUGUGCUCCCUUACCUGUGGGAGUGGUAGGGUGGGGGGGAGUCAUUCUUAUAAACGAGAGAACGAAGUUUUUAUGUGAUGGGACUUUUUACUUGUUUGUUAUAUGUGUUUCCUACGAGAGCGCGCGCACACACACACACACACACACACACACACACACAUUCUGAAUAAUCCUUUGACAAGUUAUAAAUAUCCAUGCGCGAGUCAUUCUAUGGAUUUACUAAACGCAGGGCUGUAUUUAUAUCCAUUCUAGUUCACGAGCAACAGAAAAUUUAAUGCAACGUGACUUCAGGAACUAAAAUAAACACGGAGGGAAGAGGUGUGUGUGUGUGUGUGUGUGUGUGUGUGUGUGUGUAAGGGCUUCAUCGAAAUAUCAACCAUAGACUUAGAAUAUACAGUUAAUAACAAAUUACAAUUACAAAUCCAAUUAAUGGUUUUAACUAUAGGGCGGAAACUACAAUCUGGUUAUUAUAAUUUGAACAACAAAUAAAUGGUUACAUGCAGAACUAUUUUACACACUGCCUGGCAUCGUGCUGUGCUGAUAACGCUCUGUGUGUGUGUGUGUGUGUGUGUGUGUGUGAAGGGUUUGGCACGUCACAAAGUCCACUAAAAAGUUUAUCUCCACUUCCCAUUACUUUAGUAUUGACACUUUACACACACACACACACACACACACACACACACACACACACACACACACACACGUAUUCCUUAUCAAUACAAACAAACAAACGAUAACAUACCUUCAGCAAUAUAUAUAUAUAUAUAUAUAUAUAUAUAUAUAUAUAUAUAUAUAUAUAUAUAUAUAUAUAUAUAUAUAUAUAUAUAUAUAUAUAUAUAUAUAUAUAAGAUGUAUAUAGAAGAGAACAAUAAUGAUAUCAUUCAUUCCGGCACCUUUUGAAAUUAACCAUUGAUUUAUUCGUAUCAUUUGAUCUUGGUGUACAUAACUAUGAGCAUUCACAAGUUCGUAUAUCCGGGUACAGUGAGAACGGCGCCUGCCUCACCCCUCCCUCCCUCUCCUGCCUUACCCCUGCCCCUCCUUCCUCCUGCCUCACUCCUCCCUUGCUCCUCCCUUGUCUCUCCUGCCUCAGCAUCCCCUCUCCAACCUCCUUCCCCUUUCUUUUACCCAUCCUCCUCUUCCUUUCCUCCCUCCCUUCACUUGUCCCUCUCACAGCCCCGUGGGAAAGGUUGUCACACUGAAGGAAUCUUUGAAGUGUUAGAUGUGUCAAACCACCUCCCGCCCCGCCCCGUGUCGCGCCGCACGCCCCAAGCCGCGGCUACGCGUGGAGCGCCGCACGCUGCCGGCCAAGCUUAGCGUGGCGAAGUGUUUAUAUCAAAAGUUUGCUCAUUAACGUUCAUCCGCUGCUGCGACCUUCGCUGAGCGCGGCACCACUCCACUCUUUUCCGCCGACACUUGGCACGCCGCAAGCCAGGAGACGCCGCUGUGAUGAGUGAGGCAGGCGAGGCGAGGUUGUCACCGUCCCGCCGAGACUGUCGAGGGUCGGUGGUCUUCGCACUGGAUCUCUGUCCGUAGCGGUGCGCCGCGCCUCCGCCCGCCUCGCUGCGCCACCUCGGUCUGCGCGGCCGCCUUUUCCCGCGGCGUUCAGAUACGUAAUAAUCGUUGGUUUAUACAUUUCUUAAGUGUGGAGCACUUGAAUAGUUUCAGGUACUUAUAUCAAAAGUAUUUUUGGAUGUUGAACGCGUUGGUAAUUUAUUUAGCGUUCAAACAAAUACUUACAUUCAAGUAUCUUUUUAGUGUUCAAUGCUUCGUUCAUUCUUGCAUUAAGCGUUCAAGCGAUCGACGAUGUUCCUGAUAUUUGACCACCCAUAACACUUUUAUUAAUAGAAUAGUGUCAAUAUAAUAUUUUCCCGAGUGUUUUAGAUCGUGGGCGCCCCCUGGCCCAGCAGGGCGGGGGCGCCCCUCGCUGCCUUCAGUGUGACGCCUCGCCCCUCGGCGGGCGGGGGCGGGACGGAGGUCGGUGCCAGGGGAAUGUCGAGACGCGGCUGUACAUAGUGUACAUACGGGGCGACACACACUGUAUUAGUAGCACCAUGUAUAAAACAUAUAUAUUUGUAUGUAUUAACUGCACAUAGUAGAACACAUGUAUGCUCACUAUGUAUUUUCAAUGGGAGAAGGAAAAUUUCUGGGUAAUAAAUAAUAUGUACUAUAUUCAGGUGUCAUCCCACAUCCAGGUUACGUAGUUGUUAUCAAUAUUGUCCAGAGGAGACACGUGUGAUUGGUUUCCGUGUUGUUGCUCUUUGUUACUGUGGAAUGCCGGCCGCCCGGACCCAGCGAGUGGCUCCGCGGCGGGCUGGGCCACGCUCCACGGCGCGCAUAACCUGGCGCCUGUCUGUUCCCGCCACGAGGACCGAGCUGCCUCCGAUCCAGCGAGUCACAGGGAGUUACCGAAGGGCCGAACUGCCUCUUGUUGGCUAGCUACAGCGAAUUGCUGAGGGACCGAGUUGUUUCUUCCACGAACAAUCAAUUUAGCAGCGUGGCGAUGGUCGGCCUGGCCACACAGAGCUGUUGUUAAGGGUCCAACACGAGGAGCUGUUGUUGAGGGGUCGCCUCUCUCCUGCGGCACACUGGCGAGUGAAUGCCGCUACCUGGCUGCUGCUGCUGCUGCUGCUGCUGCUGUGAGGGACGAAUGCCCACUGGGGAGCAGAACAUCUUCCUAACACCAAAUCAUAUAUAUAUCUGUUUGUUUACGUUUCCACAAGAAUCAUCAUCGUCCUGCUGUUGAGUGGUGGGAGAGGGCGAGCUCGAGUCUCGCGACCAAGCCACGAUAACCUGCAACGCUUAAAGCAAGCUAUGUUGUACGCUCACUUAUGUAUCAGUUGUGAACAAUAGAAGUUAACUUUUU
Scylla paramamosain (green mud crab) is the source of this 8612-nucleotide messenger RNA. RefSeq names its product gamma-aminobutyric acid receptor subunit alpha-4-like. The transcript has 8 exons. The record is from RefSeq and is a predicted model, not a curated record. Gene Ontology annotation, molecular function: chloride channel activity; neurotransmitter receptor activity; transmembrane signaling receptor activity. NCBI's taxonomy places the organism in Eukaryota, Metazoa, Arthropoda, Malacostraca, Decapoda, Portunidae. Bases 71 to 1870 code for a protein of 599 amino acids. Gene Ontology annotation, biological process: regulation of membrane potential; chloride transmembrane transport; nervous system process. Gene Ontology annotation, cellular component: synapse; plasma membrane; neuron projection.